Molecule: messenger RNA, 3733 nt
Organism: Haliotis rufescens (red abalone)
Lineage: Eukaryota; Metazoa; Mollusca; Gastropoda; Lepetellida; Haliotidae
Product: FAS-associated factor 2-like
Exons: 14
Coding region: 16-1350 (444 amino acids)
Cellular component (GO): endoplasmic reticulum
Molecular function (GO): ubiquitin binding
Source: RefSeq, a predicted model, not a curated record
CGCUGUCAUUUCAACAUGGCUGACGAAGAAGACUUAUCAUCGGAGCAGACGGAACAAUUGCUGCAUUUCCAGGACCUCACUGGGAUUGAUGACAUGGGAAGAUGUCGACAGAUCCUAGAAAGACACAGAUGGGAUAUUGAGGCUGCUGUCCAGGACACAUUCAAUGAACAAGAGGGGGCCCCAGCUGUGUUCAACCAGCCACAAGCAGAACCCAGGCAGCCCGCUAUGAACCUCUCACCCUCAGAUCAGAGGGUGUUCACUGUGGAACGACGCAGACCCCAAGGCAUCUUCCAGUGGGGAUAUUUUGUCAUCCUCUUCCCCUUCAGAUUUGUCUACUCAACCGUAUAUGAUCUCAUGAAGUUUGUGUAUCGCUUGAUAAAACCAGACCCUCGGAGAAAUGUAACAGACCCACUUGGAGACGUUGAAAGAUUCAUACAGUCAUAUAGGGACAAGUUUGGGAACAGUCAUCCUGUGUUUUACCGGGGCUCGUAUAGUCAGGCACUGAAUGAUGCAAAACGUGAGCUCAAGUUUCUGCUGGUUUAUCUCCAUGGUGAAGACCAUCAGGACACAGAUGAGUUCUGCAGAGUGACAUUAGCAGCAACGGAGGUUACAGAUUUUGUGAAUGGCCGUCUUCUGUUCUGGGCUUGUAGCACUAACAGUCCUGAGGGAUAUAGAGUUUCUCAAGCCCUGAAGGAGAAUACCUACCCCUUCUUGUGUCUGAUAGUCCUCCGAGACAACAGAAUGACGGUGGUAGCUCGCAUUGAAGGUCCACUGGAGUCAAGGGAGAUGGUGAAUCGUCUUGAGCGUGUGAUGGAGGAUAAUGAGGCCUCGCUCGUGGCUGCAAGAGCAGACAGAGAGGCUUUGAACUUCAACCAGACAUUACGACAGGAGCAGGACGUGGCCUAUCAAGUUUCUCUCCGAGCAGAUCAGGAAAAGGAGAGGAAGAAGAGAGAAGAGCAAGAAAAAAGAGAGGCAGAAGAACAGAAAAUCAAAGACCAAGAACAGGAACAAUUAAGGCUAUUAGAAGAAAAAGAGCGCCAAAAGGAGGAACUUCGGCAGGGGAUGCCUGCAGAGCCGUCACUUGAUGACAGUGAAGCAAUCCGCAUCAUCCUGAGGGUACCUAGUGGUGUACGACUGGAGAGACGCUUCCUCAAGACACACUCCAUGAAGUUUCUCUACUACUUUGUGUUUUGCAAUGAACAAUGUCCAGAUGACUUUCAAAUUGUGACAAACUUUCCUCGAAGGACAUUACCCUGCCAACCCACCGAGGAAACCCCCGAGCCAAAGACAUUCGCGGAAUUUGGACUUGGCAAGUCUGAAAUGUUGUUUGUCCAUGAUAACGAGGCUUGAUGCUCAACAUGUGUAGGAACUGGUAUCUACUUGAGUACAUCACAGGGGAGGGGAACUGGGAACGAUGUACAGAUGGCCUGAUGAGGAGGCUGCCAGGAGGACAUGGAGCAAGACUGUAAAAGUUGUGGCAUGAGAAAUCACUUUCAGAGAAGAAACAUCUAGAUUGCUGAUCAUGUAUGUCUUACACAUCUGUGAGAGGUCAUAUGAAGCUUAGGACUCUUAAGGUUUGGGUCAAGGUACUGGCUGCUGCUUCUCAACACAUUUCAUGAUGGACUCAUGUUGUACAAGAGUGGCUGAGGGUUAGGAACGCUAUGUAAUAAAUGUGGAAUUACAACUUGUGAGCAGUGUGAUAAAAGGUUGAAACAGAUUUUUAUAACAUAAUAUAUAUGAACUAAUAUAAAAGACUGACUAGACUUUGUAAUGACUAGGAGUUUCCACUUCUUGGGCACAGAUUUCUGAACAUGAUGGGCGGUAUACAGAAGCACGAGCAAGCUUACUGCUCUAGUUUCCUGACAUGACCCGCCAUCUGUUAGAAAUCUGAGAAGGGUUGUUCUUGAUCAAGUCUCCAUAUUGUGUUCUAUGAAUGUGAUAAUGAAGUUAAAAUAGUGAUACCCACAUCUUGGUUACCAUGGUUACGAUGAAUGUUUCCCAGCAUCAGCUGCAUGUUGCCGUGGUUAUUACUGGUUACCAUGGUUGGUAGCAGCUUAUUAUUGACAUAGAGUGAAAUAUUUAAUAGCUGUUGUUUCCAGGAGUAGGCAUAUAUUUACUGAAGGUAGAAAACGAUUUUGUAUCAGUGUUUUAGAAUGUAGAAUUGUACCAAUAUCUGGAUUUUUGAUAUGGUGGACCAGAUUUUGUUUUUCACAACAAAUGGGCAUUUUAAAUAUCAAACCCGUGUUCAGUGUUAGCACUUGUAGAAUCAUGAAAUCAGAUCCUUGUUCUUUUUAUAUUUUGCAGUAGUCUGAAAAUUCUGAACUCUUAUGGUCAUAUGACAGCCAUUGGUGAAUGAUAUGAAUUACAUAACUCUGUGAGGGUCACAUACAUGAUAAAAGGGAUGUUUUAAAGAUUUACUGGCCCAGAUAUCUUGAUAACAAACUAAGUCAGUUAUAGUCAAUUCCACAUGUACUACAGUAUUCCAUUCAACUUGAACGUGUCCUCACCAUAAUAAGUUUAUGGUACACUGUGGGGGGAAGGAUUCCAAAUCAACCUGGAAGACUCUCUGGACAGUGCAUGUUUUGUUUGAAGCAUACAUGAUUGUGCAUGCAUGUUCAUACACACUCCGUUACAGUUGACAUUGUUACUGCAUUUGUAUUACAGCAAGACCAAUAUGACCAUUUUCUCAGUGUAUAAUCAUGGUGGUAUGACUUAAGCCUGCAAAAUAGAACUCUGGAACAUGUGGAAGCACAGUGAAGUGAUUUCUUCUUUAUUUACAAUUGCUGCAAACAUUAAGGCUAUAUCCAUGCAGCAUUCAAGAUUUAAUCCUGUUUGACACCAGUGGCAUUUUUAGCUAUUGUGGAAACAAAGACAUUGCAAAUGUGCAAUACUUUAAUGUUAUUCAUCUUGAAACAUCUCUGCGAGGACUGAAUGAAUGGACAUUAUUUAUAUUGUUAAUGUAUAUUCCUAGUAAAUCUUUCUCUCAAUAACAUACUCAGUCAAACAUUUUUGAAACCAUUUUGACAAAAGAAGCCUCUUUGCCUGGAAGUUUAUUUGAAGUUUCUAAACAUUUUCAUUAUUUGCAUGUUUACCCCAUGAAGGGAUAGCUGCCAGUUUCAGUAACUUGAGUAAUGAAAGUAUGUACAUUCAUACAUACAAGAAUAUGCAUGUAUUAUAUGAAUUGUAUUUGAUCUGAAUUAUUCAUACAUGCUACAGCUCUCAUUUUUUCACGUUCAUUGGGACUUAGUGGAAAAGUAUGGUGACUUGUGUCAAAUCUGUAUGUGUUUGUCAUGCAUUGCAACAAUCAAAAUUAGUUUGGCUGCUAAAUGGCCUCAUGCAGAGUUUGUAAGUUGUAGUGACUCCAAAAAACAGGUCAAACAAACUCUAUCUGACCAAUGGAUAGUGUCCCAAUUCUAUCAAAUUUCGUUUGUAUUUAAGUUGUGAAAAUAAUAUCGUUUUUUUUAUAUAAUGUUAUAUGAAAAUGAUCACAUUUCACGUAGUACUUAUGAAGAUUAUGUUUGGUUUAUUUAUUGCGAAGGAGUUUUAUCACACGUUUUCUAAAUGCAAUUAAUUUCUAGUUUUCUGCAUAUAAUUAAAUCAUGUCAUCAUUUUCCUCAGUUUAUGUUCAAGGGAAAGCUGCAUUUGUUAUCCAUGCUUCAGGGAAUGAGAUCUUCUCAUCAUUGAGGCUUUGUCAAUAACUUGUAAAUUUUGUAAUAAAUUUUAAAAAGAAGAA